AUGCCGCUCCGCCCGGGCUUCGGGAAACUAGGUACCCCACAGACGCUGCGCACCAACUUCUUUGCAGUCAAGACCACGAAGAAGACCUUCUAUGAUUACGACGUUUCUGUCACGCCUUCGGCCCAGGCGGGCAGAGACCGCAAGAUCCGUAUCUUCCAGGUUCUCGAGUCCCAUCCCGACUACCAACCUCACGUCGGCUAUGUCGCGCACGAUCGCAGUCAGCGUCUCAUAUCGGCAAAAAAGCUCCCGCAGCCACUCGCCAUUUCCGUUCGAUACAUAGAGGAGGGCGAGACAGCCCCGCGCGCAGAUGCGCUUACAUUUACCGUUACCAUCAAGUUCGUGCGAGAACUAGACAUGAACUCUCUCAACCAGUAUACCGAAGGUCGUCCCGAGGCUCGAGACCUAGACAUGCAGCCAAUAGUCUCCGCGCUGAAUCUCGUCUUGCAGCAGCACGCGUCCACCACUGGGAUCCGCGUCGGUCAGAACCGCUAUUUCUUCCGCGCAUCCGCGACGAGCCAGCCCCUCGGUCUCGGCGUAGAGGCCUGGCGUGGGUUCUUCAUGUCGGUGCGCCCGAUGUACAAACAGCUGAUGGUCAACAUCAACGUCUGCAUGACGGCGUUCUACACGCCGGGCAACAUGGCGGAGGCGAUGCUCGCGUUCAUGCAGAACAGCUCGGGCGGGAUGCCGAAAGCGUUCGCGGAGAAGCUGAAGGUGUCAACGAAGCACUUGGGCUAUAUACGCAAGAAGGCGAUCUUCCGGCUCACCGGCCAGACAGCUCGGCAGGCGCGGUUUGAUUGCCAAGAGCUUGGAGGAAUGGUGACCGUUGAGCAGUACUUUCAACGCAAGCACGCAAUCACAUUGAGACACGCUCACGACUUACCUCUCUUGGAUCUCGGGAACAAGACCAAGCCGAACCUGGUGCCCGCAGAGCUCUGCGAGAUCUUCCCAGGACAAGCAUAUCGAGGGAAGCUGAGCCCCACCGAGACCGCAAACAUGAUUCGCUACGCUUGCAACCCUCCCGCGUUCAACGCCGCAGCGAUCCGCGACCAGGGAUUCCCCGACCUCGGCCUGGCGGCCAACGCACCCGCGGCCACGCUGAACGGCUUCGGGAUCAGCGUGAGCCCCGACAUGGCCGUCGUGCCGAGCCGCGUGCUGCCCCCGCCGGGCAUCGCGUACCAGCAGGGCCGCCCGAACGUGCGCGACGCGAGCUGGAACAUCCUCGACGUGAAGUUCCAGAAGGGCGGGAGCGCGCCGAGCUGGGCCGUGAUGCUCGUCGAGGACGGCGGGCGGGACGAGUUCAGGGGCGCCACCGACCCCGAGCUCGUCGCGUUCCUCCAGACGUUCAGCAGGAAGUGCGCGUCGAGCGGGAUAGCCGGCGUCGGCCGUCCGCGCAAUGUCCUGGCGACUGGGAGGCUGCCGCGCGUCGAAGUGGACCCGCACCGGAGGCAGGCGCUGGAGCAGAUCCGGCAGACGUUGGCGAAGCUUAUCCAGCCGCAGAUGCCGGGCUUCGUGCUCGUGCUCCUGUCGAAGGUGGACAAUUACAUAUACCCGGGCAUCAAGCGCCUCGGCGAUGUCGAGUUGGGCGUGCACACGCUUCAUAUGCAGCUCGGGAAGGCCCGCGGUGACCCUAAGAAACAGGACCAGUACUUCUCCAAUGUUGCGCUGAAGGUGAACACGAAGCUGGGCGGGACAAACCAUCUGCUGGACGAUCGGUCGAUGCAGUGGCUGCGGAAGAUGAAGACGAUGGUCGUCGGGAUUGACGUCACUCACCCUGGACCUGGUAGCACGCGGGGCACACCCUCCAUCGCUGCGGUGGUCGCCAGCUACGAUGACAAUUUCACACAGUUCCCAGCCAGUCUUAUGCCGCAGAAAGCAGACUGGAACAAGGAUGCGAAAGAGAUGGUGGCCAAUCUGACAGCGGCGAUGAUCGAGCGGUUGCAAAUGUAUCAGAAGAAGAACAAGCAACUGCCGGAACGUAUCAUGGUCUACAGAGAUGGCGUGUCCGAGGGGCAGUACGACCUCGUGUUGCGAGAGGAGCUUCCCCUGAUCCGCGAGGCAUUUAGGAAGAUCUCUCCGAAAGCUCCAUACAACCCGAAGCUCACCAUCACGAUCUGCGGGAAGCGCCAUCACGCACGCUUCUAUGCGACGAAGGACGUCGACGCCACGAAGAACGGCAAUACCAAGCCUGGGACCAUACAGGACCGGGGUAUCACCGACGUCUACGGCUUCGACUGGUACCUUCAGGCGCACAACGGCCUGCAAGGCGAGGUCCGCCCGACUCACUACUUCGUCGUCUACGACGACUUCCACUACGAUGCGGAUACCCUGCAGCAAGGCACGCACACGGCGAGCUACCUCUACGCGCGCGCGACGAAGGCCGUCAGCCUGAUUCCGCCCGCCUACUAUGCCGACCUCGCGUGUGAACGGGCGCGGUUCUACCUGAACGCGUUGCUGAACCUCGGGGACGAGCAGUCUUCUGUGGGCGGUGGCAGCAGCAGGGGCAGGCUGUCGCAGGAUGAGGAGAAGGAGCGGGUUUACCAGGAGGCUAUGCGCCUGUGGGGCAAUGGCAUCCAUCCCAACCUUCGUGAGUCGAUGUUCUAUAUUUGA
Molecule: messenger RNA, 2607 nt
Organism: Rhodofomes roseus
Lineage: Eukaryota; Fungi; Basidiomycota; Agaricomycetes; Polyporales; Fomitopsidaceae
Product: Piwi-domain-containing protein
Exons: 6
Coding region: 1-2607 (868 amino acids)
Molecular function (GO): RNA binding; protein binding
Source: RefSeq, a predicted model, not a curated record